AUGAAGGCCCCGGGCACCUGGCGCCGCCUGCCGAUCGCCCUGCUGGCGAUCCUGAUCGUCCGCGCGUCCGCCCAGCGGCAAGGUGCACCGGCUCUCAAUUGUUCGACAUUUUUCGGUGGCCCAGUGGGUCCCUCCAACACAACUCUUAUCGUUGCCCAUGAGCAAAUCAACAGAGUCUCUGGCGACCUGCAGUUGCUGGUGGACUGCGUUCCGCCAGAUGGGAAGCUUUUGUUCAAUGUGUCCAAGGUGCAACCACUGAAGAGGAUCGUGAUAGAUAAGCCACUUGUGCUGGGUUCUCACAUUGCUGCUCUAGGAAGUGCUGCAGCGGAUGACCUGAAAAUGGUCCUGGAAUGCCCAGAGGGUGAUGGUGUCUUGCUGUUGCGGUCCCAUGGUGUCCGCAUCGUGGACAUAGCUUUUGCUAACUGCCGGACAACCUCAGGUGUCGCCCCUGUACAGCUGCAAAACUGCAAAGUUGCCAAUUCUUCACGAAUGGCUGAAUCGGUGCGCUUUCUCCGAACAGCGUUCCAUUCCAACGAAAACCAGAAUGGCACGGGUGGGGCGCUGUCUGUUUCCAACUGCACGGCCAUCUUGGAAGACUCUACGUUUGUUGACAACAAGGGCGUGGAUUCAGCAGCCAUCGAUGUCGCCAAGGAGGGGGUUGUGAGUGUGCUGCGGUGUGACUUCUUCAACAACACAGCGGCUUCAACUGGCGGAGCACUGGGCGCCAAGGGGCAGAUGUUGACCAUAGAGGAGUGUAGAUUUGCCAGGAACAGAGCAUCUGCAAAUGGCGGGGCUAUAUUUUCCCAGUCGGUGGCAGAAGCAAGCAUCAGCAUCUCGAGUUCCCUGUUUGAGGGCAAUGAGGUCUUGACCCUGGACAAGAUCGGUGGCGGUGCAAUCUUUCUGGAGGGUCGGGGUGUCAGCUGCUCCAUCAGCGACGAUGUCAAAUUUCUAAGCAAUAGAGCCGCCCUGGCAGGUGGGGCCAUCGCUGUCGUGAAUGGAACAAAUCUGUCCCUUGGUGAUUCAACUUUUUUGCGGAAUGCAGCCAGCCGGGGGGGAGCCUUGUACAUUGAGUCAGAGCCCGACGUCACCGUGUCUGCAAAGAAUGUCGUAUUUGUGAACAACUCAGCAGGGGGCGCUUCCCAUCACGGCGGUGCGGUCGAGCUAUGGCGACCCGGUGCAACACUCAACCUGCUUGGAAAUGUCACCUUCAUGGGCAACAAAGCCCAGGGCACUGGUGGGGCUGUCUCCAUGGGCAGAGGCGCAACGCUCAAUGUCACCAAUGCCCUGUUCUUGAACAACAGUGCUGUGGGUGGCGGUGCAAUAUCACUUCAGCCAUACGCAGCGAAGAGCGUAAUGCUGGUGUCAGACACACUGUUUGAGAGCAACAACGCAUCUGCCGAUGGCGGUGCAGUUGUGCUGAUGUCAGGCAGGGCAAGGGUGCUGCUGUCCAAGGCUGUCAGAUUCGUCAGCAACUCAGCUGCCAGGUUAGGGGGGGCUGUUGCUGCUUUUGAUGCGGCCAGCUUCAACUCCACCAGUGCAGUGUUCACAUCGAACUCUGCAGGGGAGGGUGGGGCGCUGUAUGUCAAGGCAACUGGUCAAAAUUUCCUGACCAUCGUGAACUCAACUUUCAGCCAGAAUAUGGCAAGAUCCACAAACGGCACCAUCCUUGGGCAGGGAGGGGCUAUCAGCAUUUCAGGCCCGCUUGGCAAUGGCACAGUCAGGGAAUCUGUAUUCCUGUCGAAUGUUGCCCAACAGUCGGGCGGUGCCUUGAAGGCAUACAACUCUGUAGCCUUGCAUCUGACUGCGUGCAGUUUCUCAAACAACACAGCAAAAGGAGAGGGUGGAGCGGUGGCCGUAGAGGGUGUCUCAAAGAGAUUCGCGGUGUCUGCAUCAUCGUUCACCAACAAUGCAGCAGCUGAGGCGGGGGGUGCCAUCCACAUGGGCGGCAACUACACUGAAGUCGAACUGCAGAGCAUUCGCUUUGCAAGGAAUGCUGCAGUGGGGGGUGCGGGCGUGGGUGGAGCCAUCCACUCUGUGAGCACCAAGUUAUACCUGAAUGUCACAGGGCGAACCAUCUUUGAGGACAAUAUUGCAGCAGUUGGUGCAGGCUGCGAUGUCAGGUUUGCCAUUGGAGGGAAUCUGAAACUUCGAGACGCUCAGUUUCGUCGGAACCAAGCCAUUAUAAGGGGCGGUGGCCUCAGCGUGUCUUCAUCUGCCUUCCUGCCUAUUGUCCUCGAUGGCGUCUCGUUCUCCUGGAAUGAGGCCCAGCAGCUGGGCGGGGGCUUGGCACUGUCAGAGCUGAGGGAGAUGAACAUCACCAUGUUGCAUGCUGCCUUUUUCAACAACAGCGUGGUGGCCCAUGGGGGUGCCAUGAGCAUAGAUACCUCCUCCUCUCUGGGUCUGAAGCUGGUGGAUGUUGAGUUCGCCGACAACAUCGCAGGGGCCAAUGGUGGGGCUGUACAUAUAGAAUCCCACACUGCUAUCCUUCGUGGAGGUGCCAUCGAUGCUCACAUGGGCCCACAAGUCCGCUUUAGUGGAAAUCAGGCACAGAGGGGCCAUGGUGGUGCCAUCUUUGUCACUGGGACAGGGGUGCUGGAGAUUAUGGGCGAUGGCAUCCAGUUUGAUGACAACAGUGCAGUUCACGGUGGAGCCAUCUCCUCAAAUCCAUCCACAAAUGACACAAGCAUUACCUUGAUGUCGACACUCUUCCUGAAGAACCAGGCGGACACCGGUGGAGGUGCCAUUGAACUGGGUCAGGCAACCAAGCUGGCCCUUAAGUCCUCAGUGUUUAGGGCGAACACUGCCAACAGCACAAGUGGUGGUGCCAUCCAUGUGACCAGCUGCUCAGAUCUCACAGUAGCAAACUCGACUUUCACAGAGAAUGGGGCAAGGCUGGAGGGUGGCGCACUGUUCAUUGAGCACUUCGACUCAGACCCCUCCAGGAAGGCCACAGUGUCCAUAUCAGGCUCCAGAUUCAUCAACAACAGUGCCGGCAGCAUGCUGGCUGUGGGUGGCAAGCAGGUGCCCACGUCUGGCAGGGGAGGGGGUUGCCUCCUCAGGGGCAGUGCAGUCAGCAGCCGGGUGGUAGACAGCAAGUUCAAAGGCAACAAGGCGGCAGAGGGUGGUGCCCUACACUGGGCAGAGGGUGACAUGCAGAUCGACAACACCAGCUUUGUGGGGAACACCGCGAUGCUGGGUGGCGCCUGCUUUCUGGAGCUCAGUGCACAAGGGGCUGAAGCCAAUGGGCCAGUGAUUGUGGUCCUGAUGGCAGACUCCACCUUCCUGGACAAUGAGGCGCUGCUGGGUGGUGCCAUGUUUGCACACUCAUCGGGCACCUGUGUCAAGGCCCUGAGCACACCUCCAGUGCAGUCCAUCAACAUCAGCUCUGGCUACUUUGCCAGAAACAUUGCCAGCGAAGCGGGCGCCGCCCUCUACAUCGGCGGGGUCAGGGUCAGCUGUCACGAAUGUGCAUUCUGGUCCAACAGGGUUUCUGGGGAUGUGCGAGGGGGUUGCGGAGGGGCCAUGAAGGCUGUGGACCAGGCCAUCGCAAAUGUGACAAACUCGGUGUUUUGGAACAACGGGGCGCCCAAUGGUGGUGCCUUGUGCGUUGACAACUCUGUGUUCAACGGCACGCUUGUGAACUUCACGCGCAACCUGGCUAUGCAUAACGGGGGAGCUGUGGAGGUGUUGGGUUCAAGGUCGAAGCUGAUCCCAGGGGAUGUGCUGAUGGGGUGCAGGGACUGCCACCUGAUGGAGAACCAGGCAACUGACGGAGGUGGAGUCCAUUUCCUCGUCCAGAACUCGAGCAGCGCUGAGGUCUGCAACCAGCUGCAGGACAGCCCCUCCACCUUCGAUGCCGUGAACUGGCUGCUGGUGUGUGGCGCCGAUGGCACCCCCAUCCGUGACCUGCAGAUCCUUCUGGAAAACACUACGGUGCUUAACAACAUGGCCACACGCUCCGGGGGCGCCCUCUUUACCAACGUGCCCGAUGCCGUGCGUGUCUGCUGCAACUGCUCGAUGAGCGCCAACCCCAGUCAGCUGCAGGAGGGCCUCUUCCUUGGGUCAAGCUUGCUGAAGGCCCUGGCCGGAGUUUGCACAUCGCAGUGGGUUCCCAACAUGGUUCUAAGCGAGGGUGUGGAUGGCAAUGUGUUUGGGACGUCCAUCUCCCGCAUCAGCCUGAGGCCGAGCUCAGUUGCGGAGCACAGGAGCGGCACUCCACUGGAGCCGAUCCAAGUCGUGUUGCAAGACGAGUUUGACCAAGUCGUGAGGGACUCGAGGACGCUGGUCAGCGUGUCGGCGCCCUCCAACGACUCCAUCAGGCUUCUGGGCCAGAUCGUCAGCAUGGCAGAGAAUGGAGUUGCGGUGUUCGAUGGUCUCAUUGUGUGGGCCUUGCCGGGAACGUACACGCUGACAAUGCGCUUCAUGCCUGAUGAUCCCCUUAGCACGAUCGAGCCUGUGCAGUUCACUGUAGCCAUCCGGGAGUGUCUGGUGGGGGAGGUGGAGGCCGAAGAUGGGUUCCAGUGCAAGGUGUGUUCAUAUGGCUUCCACGGUCUUGACCCCACCAAGGAGGAGUGCACCCCCUGCCAUGCCAAUGCCUUCUGCAACGGCACGACCAUCACCCCAAAACUGGGCUUCUGGCACUCCAGCUCCAAGUCCACAGAGGUGCAUGCGUGCAUCGUGGCAGAUGCUUGCCUGGCUCCAAGGGCCCGCCUCCAGGAGGCCGUGGGGAAUGCCUCUGACGAGACUGUGUUCUUUGGGGACGAAUACCCGCAGUGCACGCCAGGGUACGAUGGUGUGCUGUGUGGCAGCUGCUCCGAUGGCUAUGGGCAAGUCAGGGUGCACCAGUGCAAGGAGUGCACAUCGACGCUGGGCAGUGCAGCGGGUUUUGGGGCUGCAGUGAUGGUGACUGUGCUGAUUGCUGCCAUCUUCAUCAGACGCACUGACCAUGCCUCUGCCAUGGCAUUCGAACGCAUGCACCUGAACCACGCGUCUGUCAGGGAGCCCCUCCGGGGCCCUCUGAGGCCACGGAGAUCGUCCUUCUUGGGCAUGACCAGCUUUCCAUUGUCUUUGCUGCCGGGCUUCUCCAGCACCACGAUCGAGAUGGUUGGUAUGGAUGGGGAAGGGGACCCAGCAGAGAGCAAUCUGGCUGGCCUUGUGGAUGGCACAGCGACAUCGGAUGGGGGCCAGAAAUGGAACCACAGGUCUGAGGAGGCACAUCGCAGAUCUGUUCGAGUUGUGGAGAUCCUCAAGAUCACGGUGAACUUCCUUCAGGUCACAAGUGCUGCCGCCCUGCUGCGUUUUAACUGGACCACUGUGAUGAUUCGUAUCUUGGAUGUGCAAGACCUCCUCUCUGGCUUCUCCAAUGGCAGUGGUCUCUUCUCCCUGGAAUGUCUGUUCCCAUCUGGCCUCCCAGUUCCAAAGUCCAUCCUUGCCAUCUCCAUCGGCACCAUCACGCCCCUGCUGCUGGCUGUGAUCUGCUGCCUCUCCUGGCUGCUCGCCACCUGCAUGCGGCGCUCUGGCUGGCUGCACCUUGUGCAGCGCUUGGUCAUGACCUACCUGGUGGUCGUGUACCUGGCGUGGUGGGACACCUGGAACCGCCUGUUUCGGGUGUUCCACUGCACAAAGGCAGACGUAGGCGGGGGCCCCUUUGCCACCGCAGGCUCGCGCUACUGGCUUGAGGACACAGACGUGGAGUGCUUCAAGGACGGCCACCUGCACAUGGCCAUUGGACUGGGCCUGCCAACCUUUCUGGUUCUCAGCCUCACCUGGGGCUUCAUGCUGGGGUAUCUGGUGAUGGGCGUGCGGCGACACAGGGACCGUCAGUACAAUGUUGCCAUGUUCGGCUUCUUCUAUCAGGGCUUCAGGCAGGAGCGGUGGUACUGGGACGUGGUGGUGAUGCUACGCAAGCUCAUCCUUGCUGGCCUUGUGGUGGCCAGCUACGACGAUGAGCACGGCAGUGAGGAGAACAUCGCAGGGGUGUCUGCAGUUGUGCUGCUGGCCAUAUCCCUGGUUGCUCAGGCCUAUGCUAUGCCCUACCGCGAUUUUGCAGCCGACCUGAACCAGCUUGAGAUGGCCUCUGUGGCAUCAUCCCUGAUGGUGUUCCUUUCUGGUGUCAUCUUCAACCAUGAAGAGCUGUCACAGAUCGGCAGGCUGGCGUUUUCCACGCUCGCCAUCUGUGCCAUAGCGGCCACCUUGGGGAUGGUCCUGUACAAGUUGGUGAGGGCGGGGAGGGGUUCGGGGGCCAAGGGGGAGGUUUCCGGCAGCUGGGUGGGGUCGUGGUUGGCUCGCAUGGGCUUGAGGUGA
Ostreobium quekettii is the source of this 6303-nucleotide messenger RNA. NCBI's taxonomy places the organism in Eukaryota, Viridiplantae, Chlorophyta, Ulvophyceae, Bryopsidales, Ostreobiaceae. The record is from the annotation of a GenBank genome assembly.